UGCAGAGUCUCAGACGCAUCUCUGCAGCAAAGUCCUCACAAAUUUGGGAAUCCCAAUUUCAAGCGGACCUAAUUUCCAAUUCCCCAAACUGUCCCCGAUCCCUUUGUCAUUUUUUCAAAAAGAAAACGGCAAAAUACUUUCCCAAUAAUAUUCCCUUUAAAUGACCAGAAAAGCGGGAGUCUCGGUUAAAGCCAUUGAGAGCGAGAGGAAUGUAGGAGGGGAGGCUUAGGAGUUAGACCUUUUUAGAGAGUGUUUGGAGAGAGAGUGAAAAUAGAAAGGCAAAGUAAGAUAUUUCCGGAAAAAUGACGACGGGGAUAGUGCAAGACCAGAAUCUGGAGAAGCAAAUGGGUUGCAUGGCUGGGUUCCUUCAGAUCUUCGACCGCCACCAGAUUCUCGCCGGGAAACGCUUCUACUCCACCAAACGCCUCCCUCCAUCUUUGGCGGUGGAUUCGACGCCGGAGUCAGAGAAGAGCAUGGAUUCUCCGGAGGUAUCGGGAGAAUUGGAGAAACAACAACAAACGAGAUCGGCACCAUCGCCGGAGAGACUGAAGCAGUCUCAGCUACCGGAGGUCCGAGCUCUGGCGCCGGAGACUGCUACUCCGGUGGAAACUCCGACCAAGUCACCGCUUCCCUUCCCUAUUUUUGAACUGAAAGAAGCCACUAGGACAUCAUGGAAGUUCUGCAAAGAUGCUCCCAGACUUUCUUUGGACAGCCGAGCCGUGGUUGAUGCUAAGGGAAGCUUAAAGCCGAGAGAGAUCCGUACAAACGCUGCAUUUUUGUCAUCUGGUCGAUGCGAUGAAGCGGCGGAGGACAGCGAUAAGCAGCGCAAGUCGCCGAGUGUUAUUGCGCGGCUCAUGGGGCUCGAACCGUUGCCGGAUUCGGAUCCUGAACCGGCCAAGAAAGCGGAGCUCCGGAGAUCCGCUUCGGAGUCCAGGAUUUCCAGAGAUCUGUUCCAGCACCGUUUCGUCGACGGCAACAACAACUUCAACUUCAACUUUCCGAUGAGGCAAACUCAGCAACCGAGUUAUCAGAGUAACAUUCCGAGGAAGGUGGUUGACAACAAUACAGCUAAUGAAACGCACAGUUUCGGUGACAGACGUGUGGAUUCCAGGGGCUUCAGCGCACGGAAUGUGAGAAGUGGGGCAACGAAAGCGGCGCAGUGCAGGGGAAUGGGGCAGAGGAAGAGCUUCUUUGACUCGGCCGACUUCUUUCCUGAGCCGAAACAGAGCGUUUCGAUCUACGGAGAGAUUGAGAAGAGGUUGAAGAUGAGAGGGAUCGAAGAGCCGUCCCAAGAUUUGGAGACUUUGAAGCAUAUCCUCGAAGCUCUGCAGCUCAAAGGUCUCUUGCAUUCGAAGAAACCUUCAAACCAAAUGAACAACAGGAAUUUCGUUUACGAUCAUCGGAGCCUUGAGUCUCCGAUCGUUGUCAUGAAGCCGGCCGCGAGGUCGCCAGUGAAUCGGACGGGUCGGACGGGGAACGACUCUCCGCCUUCAAGCUUUAGAUUGAGAGCCGGAGUUCGGCGGCAUGUGAACGAGACGUUGCCGGCCGUGAGCCCACGCCGUGAAAGGACGGAGAUUGAUCGGAACGGACGGUACCAGACGAGAGAGAGAAACGGGAGCGGCGCGAAUAGCCCGAGUAGAAGAAGACCACCGAGCAUUGAAACGCAGAGGACAUUGAAUGUGAUUGAUUCGGUGGAAAACAAAAGGGUAUCUCCUGUUCAGUCUCCUAAGGUUAGUGCGAGGAGAGUUGGAUCAGAUCAACAAGUCACCACCCGGUCACCGAGGAUGAAACAACUGGUGGCGGAGGACGAGGCAUCCACCACCGUUUCGGAAAGCAGUAUUAGCACUUGCUCACAUACGGAUACAGAGUCCAAGGUGGAGGAUAAUAAGGAGGGUAGGAGCUUGUUAGAGAGGUGCGAUAAGCUGCUUCACAGUAUAGCUGAGAUCACGGCGACCGAGUUGCAGCCGAGUCCAGUCUCGGUGCUUGACUCGUCGUUUUACAAGGACGAUUCGUCAUCGCCUUCCCCAGUGAUGAAACGGAGAAUUGAUUUCAAAGAUCAAUCGGUUGAAUUGGAAGACGAUAUUUGGAGCCUAGCAAUGUCAUCCAUGGAAUCAAAAUCUGAAGGCAAAUCCGGUGAUUGCGAUUAUGUGUACAUAUCGGAGAUCCUCCGAGCUUCAAAUUAUUUACCCCAAGACUCCGAUAUAUUCCUAUUACUUGAGAAGCAACAGUAUCUAAAAGGAAAGGAAAUCUCCGAGGUUCCAAGACAACAAAGAAGGCUUAUUUUCGACACGAUCAAUGAAAUUCUCAAUCGAAACAGAGAAUUGCCACCGUGGAAGCCCAAUUCAUGGACUAAUUCUACUUCAUUGCAACAAAUUUGGUCCGAAUUUCAGAGGAUUGGGGAGACGGAUGCAUCGGAGGACUUGUUCGAGGUUAUCCGCGGGGUGCUAAGAAAGGACCUUUCAGGGGAUGGCAUGAGUGGAUGGCUGGAUUGGCCGAUCGAGAUGUCCGAAGCCGUUUUGGAUAUCGAACGGCUAAUAUUUAAGGAUUUGAUUGGCGAGACCAUCCGAGAUCUCGCUGCUUUUUCAGGGACUUGUAGUAAAGUCUCGGCGCCUCGUAGGAAGCUGGUGUUCUGAACGUGAGGGAACAAAAGGAGGGGCCCACAUAGUUUGUUUGCUUUUGGCGCGCUUUCUUUGGCUUCUUGCUCUCGUUUAUUAAUUUGUUUUUAAGCUUUUACUAUCAGUUUUGUUUGACCCUUUUUUCCAAAGAAAAAGAAAAAAAAAAUUGUGGAAAAUGUUAAAUCUAUGUACUCCUGAGAUUCAGGCAAAAUCUAACCGUUAAUUUUCAAUAUGUAAAAAGGGUGGGAUUAUUGUCAUAUUUGAUCUUUGGAACCACAAUUGAGAAUAUGUAACUUUUCA
Molecule: messenger RNA, 2915 nt
Organism: Alnus glutinosa
Lineage: Eukaryota; Viridiplantae; Streptophyta; Magnoliopsida; Fagales; Betulaceae
Product: protein LONGIFOLIA 1
Exons: 4
Coding region: 303-2633 (776 amino acids)
Biological process (GO): regulation of monopolar cell growth
Source: RefSeq, a predicted model, not a curated record